Messenger RNA from Durio zibethinus, 1978 nucleotides. RefSeq names its product AP-2 complex subunit mu. The record is from RefSeq and is a predicted model, not a curated record. Gene Ontology annotation, biological process: vesicle-mediated transport; intracellular protein transport. Lineage: Eukaryota; Viridiplantae; Streptophyta; Magnoliopsida; Malvales; Malvaceae. Gene Ontology annotation, cellular component: clathrin adaptor complex.
CUGUACAUUAGAUCUUUCCAACAGCGAACGUUUUACAAAUUCUUUUUUUCUUAAAACAUUUUCCAUUUCGUUUUCAAUUUUCUUCUUCACCGAUGCUUUGAUCACCAAACCAAAAUCGAACGCUCUAUUUCUCCUGAUCCGGAUACGCCACCGCCGAUCCAAUAAUUUCUUAACGUGGGACGCCAUCCACUGGAUAGAAGAUGCCGGUGGCCGCUUCUGCUAUUUACUUCUUGAAUCUCCGCGGUGAUGUCCUCAUCAAUCGUCUCUACCGGGACGAUGUCGGGGGAAACAUGGUGGAUGCCUUCCGAAUGCACAUUAUGCAAACGAAAGAACUGGGAACUUGUCCCGUUCGACAGAUUGGAGGUUGCUCUUUCUUUUAUAUGAGAAUCAGCAAUGUAUACAUCGUAAUUGUUGUCAGCAGUAAUGCUAAUGUAGCUUGUGCUUUCAAGUUUGUUGUUGAGGCUGUUGCUUUGUUCAAAUCAUAUUUUGGUGGUGCUUUUGAUGAAGAUGCUAUUCGUAAUAAUUUCGUUCUGAUUUAUGAAUUGUUGGAUGAGAUCAUGGACUUUGGCUACCCACAAAAUCUUUCUCCUGAAAUUUUAAAGCUUUACAUUACUCAGGAAGGAGUGCGGUCCCCAUUUUCAUCCAAGCCUUCAGAUAAGCCUGUUCCAAAUGCAACUUUACAAGUCACAGGUGCUGUUGGCUGGCGAAGAGAGGGACUUGUUUAUAAAAAGAAUGAGGUGUUUCUGGACAUUGUGGAAAGUGUGAACCUACUUAUGUCUUCAAAAGGUAGUGUUCUGCGCUGUGAUGUUACGGGAAAGAUUCUUAUGAAGUGCUUCCUCUCUGGAAUGCCUGAUCUUAAGUUGGGCUUGAAUGAUAAAAUUGGGCUUGAGAAAGAAUCACAAUUAAAAUCCCGUCCUGCUAAAAGUGGCAAGACUAUUGAGCUGGAUGAUGUUACUUUUCAUCAGUGUGUAAAUCUUACAAGAUUCAACUCUGAAAAGACAGUUAGUUUUGUGCCACCAGAUGGUGAAUUUGAAUUAAUGAAGUACCGUAUCACUGAGGGAGUUAAUCUUCCUUUCCGGGUAUUGCCAACGAUCAAGGAGCUUGGUCGAACACGGAUGGAAGUAAAUGUUAAGGUUAAAAGUGUCUUUGGAGCAAAAAUGUUUGCUCUUGGAGUUGUCAUCAAAAUUCCUGUUCCAAAACAAACAGCAAAAACAAGUUUCCAAGUAACAUCAGGUCGAGCAAAGUACAAUGCUGCUAUUGAUUGCUUGGUUUGGAAGAUAAGAAAAUUCCCUGGACAAACAGAGCCAACCUUGAGUGCAGAAGUUGAGUUAAUUUCCACGAUGACAGAGAAGAAAUCUUGGACAAGGCCACCAAUUCAGAUGGAAUUUCAGGUUCCAAUGUUUACGGCCUCUGGUUUACGUGUCCGGUUUCUUAAGGUGUGGGAGAAGAGUGGGUAUAACACAGUUGAAUGGGUUCGCUAUAUUACCAAGGCUGGUUCAUAUGAGAUCAGGUGCUAGAAACAUGGGAUUGUAUUGGAUAACUUGAGGAUUUAUGAGAAUAUUUACUUGCUACAUGUUUCAACGAAGUAGAAAGUGAUUCUUACAUGUUUAUCAUCACCUUGAGGGCAAGGGGAAUGAGUCUCCGUUUCCCCCCUGAAGGAUGCAGCUUGUGUUCUGGUUUCUUGAAUUAUUAGGCAAUUUUUUUCCCUCAUAGUGGAGUUAUUGUUAAUAUGAUUAUUUCAAAUGAAUAUGUGGUUGUUAUUUAGCCCUUAUAUAGAACAAAAACCCGGUGCGAUUAUUUCACAAUGUUGUAUUAUUUGCAUAUUGUCACACAUAUUUUGUUGUAACGAUAAAUAGUCAGUUUGGAUUUUCGAAUUGGAUUCAUCUGAUGCCAUCAAUGAUGGAAGCAGUUACUCCACUGCUCCUCUGCUCCCAAUGAUCUCGUGAAAUUUCAGAUAUUCAGAUGCAACAUUUACGUU